Messenger RNA from Cynoglossus semilaevis (tongue sole), 2045 nucleotides. Its product is annotated as actin-85C-like. The transcript has 7 exons. The coding region runs from base 590 to 1717 and encodes 375 amino acids. The record is from RefSeq and is a predicted model, not a curated record. Lineage: Eukaryota; Metazoa; Chordata; Actinopteri; Pleuronectiformes; Cynoglossidae.
UUAUUAUUAUUAUUGUAGUUUGGAUUUUUUCACAAAUGUCUUAGUAUAGUAAGGCAUUUUUUGAAACAUUUUCAGGUUGUUUUUUUUAAUAAAAAAUACAACAGAUGGACUGGAAUCAUCGUCUGUUUCAACCAAUCAGAGCAUUUGGGGAUAGGGCCAAUACUGCUGCAGCUCUAAAUGAAACCAGAGCAACUGAAGCUGUCAGAGAACUUCUCUACAGGACACUGAGCACCAGAAGACCCUGCAUCAACCUGGGGGGUGGGAGAGUGAUGGGGAGAGUUGGAGAUGUCAGUGUGAAGUGACCAUGAAAGGAUAAAAAGAUGACAAGAAAAAGAUGAAGACGCAGGCUGACGUACUUAAAAGGAUAAAAAGAUGACAUCAAUUGGUGAAAGUCAGCAAUGCAUAUUAAUGGUCCAUGUCUGACAAAAAUAUAAACAAGAAACACCUCAAAUAAUAAACACUCAACAACAUCACACAAACCGACCAAACGAGAAUCAAACAAAACAAAAACAAUAUUAAAAAAAGAUAAUUAAGAAGUGACUAGAACAAUUCACUGUGUUUAUAACUAGGUCUUCUGAGAGCCGACAUCAUGUGUGAUGAUGAAGAAGUUAUCGCCCUGGUGCUUGAUAACGGCUCCGGCCUGAUGAAGGCUGGUUUUGCUGGAGACGACGCGCCUCGUGCCUUAUUUCCUUCUGUUGUUGGUUUCCCUCGACAACAGGGCACGAUGGUCGGCAUCGGCCAGAAAGAGGCCUACGUGGGUGACGAGGCUCAGAGCAAACGAGGCAUGCUGACGCUGAAAUACCCCAUUGAGCGGGGUAUCAUCACCAACUGGGAGAACAUAGAGAAAAUCUGGCACCACACUUACUACAACGAGCUGCGUGUGCCCCCGGAGGAGCACCCCAUCCUGCUGACAGAGCCCCCGCUCAACCUCAAGGCCAACAGGGAGAAGAUGACUGAGAUCCUGUUUGAGACGUUCAAUGUCCCCGCCAUGUACGUGGCCGUGCAGGCCGUGCUGUCGCUGUACGCUUCUGGUCGCACCACAGGUGUCGUCCUGGAAUCUGGGGAUGGCAUAACCCACAACGUUCCAAUCUACGAAGGGUUUUCUCUUCCUCACGCCAUCAUCCGUCUGGACUUCGCCGGCCAGGACCUGACUGAGUACCUCCUGAAACUCCUGACAGAACGCGGCUACUCUUUUGUCACACCUGCUGAGCGUGACAUCGUGCGUGACAUCAAGGAGAAGCUCUGCUACGUCGCCAAGGACUUUGAGGAUGAGACCGACGCUCCUCCGUCCUCGGUUGAAAAUACUUACGAGUUACCUGACGGUCAGAUCAUCACCGUAGGUGACGAGCGCUUCCGGUGCCCGGAGGCCAUGUUCCAGCCGUCUAUGAUUGGUGUUGAGUCUCCAGGUAUUCAUGAGACCACGUACAAAAGCGUCAUGAAGUGUGACGUCGACAUCCGCAGGGACUUGAACCUCAACAUCGUUAUGUCGGGGGGAAACACCAUGUUCCCUUUUAUCGGUGAACGCACACAAAGCGAGAUCGGUGAUCUGGUGGCAGGCGCGAUGAAAAUUCGGGUCCACUGCCCCCCUGAGAGGAAGUACUCGGUGUGGAUCGGUGGCUCCAUCCUGGCCUCUCUGACCACCUUCCAGCAGAUGUGGAUCAGCAGACAGGAGUACGACGAGGUCGGACCAGCCAUCGUCCACAGGAAGUGCUUCUGAGCAGCAGACGGUCACGGUCCUGGGUGUGAAAACGGACAGAAGAUUCUUCAACAACAGCCCAACAGUAUUUCACAGUAAUAAUGCUUAAAGUUUUGACGUCAUUUAGAGUGCCGAGAACUCAGGUGUGGCCAAAACUAUGGUGCAGCCUGUACUUCGUUAAUAUUUGCAGAGAUACUUGGACUAUAUUGGCCACAAUAAGUUUGAAAACAAAUGAACAGAAAAAAUAAACAAAACAGCAUUUCUCAAAUGGACAGAAUGAGUGAUUAAUAAACAGUAGUAAAGAUUAGGGGUGUAAUAGUAUAUCGAUAUAUUGUGAUUUUUCAUUUCA